AAAUAGCGGGGUUUAUAAACGUUUCUUGACGUUGAUGUUGAUCUGUAGGUGAAACGUCAUGUCUAAUGUUUAACUCUUUGAACUAAACGUCCAGUUUUGGAUGAGAGGUAAAUGAGAUGCUGGCAAUUUCAUCCAAAAAUCCAAAUGAUCAAGAACUUCCAUUGCAGAACCUAAACUCUUUAAAACAAAAUAUACCAAGUACACGUACCGUCUCAAGUUUUCCUGCUCCUGAAACUGACAACACAAUUCCGAUACCGCAACCCCAGUUUUCAAUAUCAUCACAGGCGUUCAGUAUGUUUUUAAUCAGGUCUAUUGAAAAAAUCGCUAGCGAACGCGAAACCCGUAAGUCUAACAAUUCAGCUGUGAAAAAGGCAUGUGAGGAGGCUCUUGUCUUGCUAAAAGAACAACCACAAGUGUUACCGAGCAGUAAAAUCUCGCCAGGAAACGAAUCUAGCACACAUCUACCACCUCUAAAAUCAGACUGUGGUAUAUUGUUGAGUGAUGAAAGACUUCUUCGUCCAUUCCAACUGGCCUGUACUAUGAAAUCACCUAAAAUUGUCAGCACAGCAGUCGAUUCAUUGCAGAAGUUAAUUGCUUAUGGUCAUAUUCCAAACACAGCUGUUUGCUCUUCUGGAAAAGUUCGUAUAAUUGAACAAGUUGUAACUACCAUAUGUUCAUGUUUCCAAGGUGUGCAAACUGAUGAUGGCAUUCAGUUACAAAUUUUAAAGGCACUCUUAACUGUAAUCACAAGUUCAGUCGUUGAAAUUCAUGAAGCUGAUAUCCUUCUUGUUGUAAGAACCUGUUAUAACAUUUUUAUGGCUACAAAAAACCCAAUUAAUCAAGCAACAGCACGUGCAACUCUUACACAGAUUAUUAGUGUAUUAUUUCAACGGAUGGAACAAAAUGCAUUUGAAGCAGCAAUUGCAAUUAACGCACAUAUUUCUCUUAAUUCUGAUUCAACUAGACCAGAUGAGUGUAACAAGCUUGAACAAUCGCCUUUGGAAAAUUCAACACAAAUAUCAUUUGAAAAUGAAUCGGAUUCGCUAAAAGAUGAACAUAAUACUGGCGAAAAAUUAUUAAAUGGCGAUGCUCAUAUCAACAGUUGUGAUUCUCCUGAUGCUGACAAUGGCUAUAUACCUUCGAAAGAAGACAAGGAUUCUGAAUCGAAAGUUAAUAAGAUCGUGGAAAACAUUCUAUAUGAAAUAAUAAAAAAAGUCGCAGUAGAUGACGAAGACGAUAGUAAUUCUCUGUCGUCACCUCAUUGUAUACCGAAUUCUGAAUCGCUACCUGAUAUAUGUAAAUCAUCCAUAGAUUCGUCACGUUCUUCAUCCAUUUCAAUUUCAGUAAAUACUAGCCUUAAUCAAGAAUGGUCAAGUGGUAAUGUCACUCCUAGUAUUGUUAGUGCCACUGCUACAACUACCAAUAACAUACAUGAGUCGGAUUUAAGAGAUCCGAAUUCUACAUUAGUCGUGGAUAAUAAUUGUGAAGUUGUCACUUCAGCGCAUGUUACACAGAAGGAUGCAUUUCUUGUUUUUCGUAGCUUAUGUCGUUUGGCAGUGAAAGAUUUCACGGGUUCAGACUCAAAUGAUCCCAAAUCACAUGCUGUUCGCUCAAAAUCUUUGUCAUUACAAUUAUUACUUAAUUUGUUACAACAACCUGGUCCGUUAUUUUCAACGAGUGAAAUAUUCAUAGCUGCUAUUAAACAGUAUUUAUGUGUAGCUUUAUUUAAAAAUGGUACUUCACCAAUUGUGGAAAUAUUCGAGUUAUCUGUUGCUAUUUUUCUUGCCCUAUUAACAUAUUUCAAACCAUACUUGAAAAGACAAAUCGAAGUAUUCUUCAAAGAUGUCUUAUUACUCAUUUUAGAGUCAUCCAAGUCAUCAUAUGGGCAUAAAUUAAUUGUUAUUGAUGCAUUGAAACGUAUAUGUGGUGAUGCACAAUGCUUAGUUGAUAUUUAUCUAAAUUAUGAUUGUGACUUAAGUAUGGCGAACAUAUUCGAACGACUAACAACAGAUUUAGCUAAAAUUGCUCAAGGACGUUAUCUAGUCGCUGAACAUGGGAAUAAUACGUCGUCAUCAAUUCAGCAACAACAACAAAUACUACGAUCUAGUGGUUUAGAGUGUUUAGUACUGAUUUUACGUUGUAUGACUGAAUGGUCUCAGGAGCUUUAUGUUAAUCCAGAAUCCCAGUCGUUUUUGGGUUCUGAACCAAUGUUGGCGAAUAGUGGCAGUAAUUCUAAUACAGUAGAGAAUGCUGGUGUGGAUGGUAACCAUAAUAUGACUUCACUAGGCACUGUUAAGCCUUAUGAUGACCCUGAAGCAUUUGAAUCUCGCAAGGCACAAAAAGAAAUUUAUGAAUCUGGAUUAGCAUUGUUCAAUCAGAAUCAACCUCUUCGUUGUUUGCAAUUACUGCAAGAAAAUGGAUUGAUUGGAGAAUCUGUUGAGUCAGUAGCACAGUUUCUCUUAGUUGAAGAUCGUUUGUCAAAAUCACAUAUCGGUUAUUUUCUCGGUGAAAAUGAACCGUACAAUCUACGUGUUAUGUAUGCAUAUGUUGAUCAGUUUGAUUUCACUGACAAGGAUUUUGUUUCUGCUAUGAGGGAAUUUUUAUCGGGCUUUCGAUUACCCGGUGAAGCACAGAAAAUUGAUAGACUUAUGGAAAAGUUUGCUGCACGUUAUUUUGCAUGCAAUCCAAAUAAUAAUGUAUUUGCUUCAGCCGAUACUGCAUACGUUUUGGCUUUCUCAAUAAUCAUGUUGACUACAGAUUUGCAUAGUUCUCAGAUUAAACCGCAUAAUCGUAUGAGUAAGGAGGAUUAUAUACGCAUGAAUCGUGGCAUAAAUGAUAGCCAAGAUUUACCAGAAUCUUAUUUAGCUCAAAUUUAUGAUGAAAUUGCUAAUGCUGGUAUAAAAUUGAAAGCUGAUGAUAAUGUUACCAAACUUACAAAAAUUUCUACAUCAACUGAAAUCAGCCCUAAGCUAGAUAACCGACGACAAACAGGAGAUGGAGAGAUUUUAGGAGAUUCUGUAAUGUCUGGUUCAUCUGAAUUCACUUGUGCAACCCAUUGUGAACAUGUUCGUCCAAUGUUCAAACUAGCAUGGACACCGUUUCUGGCCGCAUUCAGUGUUGGAUUACAGGAUUCUGACGCACUAGAUGUGAAUCACCUGUGCUUAGAAGGUAUUCGAUAUGCCAUACGUAUAGCAUGUAUAUUUCAUAUGGAAUUAGAAAGAGAUGCUUAUGUACAAGCACUAGCACGAUUCACACUACUAUUAACAACAUCACAUGUAAAUCCUACUAUUACGAAUGGAAAUUCAUCAGGUAUAAAUGGAAAUAAUCAUCAAACUGUUAAUUCUCGUCGUCCACGAUCUGAGAAGAUUAAUACGAAUGCAUCAUCUACACUUAGCAAUGCUUAUACAAAUGCAUUAGGAUCAAAUACUUCUAAUCCAGCUUUAUCUACUCCAGAAGCGAUGAAACAGAAAAAUAUUGAUACAAUACGUACAUUGAUUACAGUUGCUCAAACGGAUGGUAAUUAUUUAGGACGUGCAUGGUUAGAAAUUCUACGGUGUAUAUCUCAACUGGAAUCAGCACAUUUAAUUACUCAUGCCAUUUCAUCGACAUAUGGAUUAAAUACUAACAAUCCGCAUAUUGUUAACCGUCCAACACAUUACAAUUCAUAUAACAAUUCUUAUAACCAGAAUAUAAAUGAAUUAUCUACGGUUACUUCAUUAACAACAGAAAAUGGUUCUAUCAAGUCCAAUAAUUUAAUAGCAUCUAGUCCAACAGUUACAUCUAAUCAUUUUGUAAGUUCCAAUUUGAAUGAACCUGUAGCACCAGGUAGUUUAGCGGCUUCUAUUGUCGACUCUAAAAAAGCUGCUGUUUUACAAGAAGUAAUGGGAGAGACUGGAUCACAGAGUGUGGUAGUUGCUGUUGACAAAAUUUUUACAGGAUCAAUCCGUUUAAAUGGUGAUGCUAUCGUAGAAUUUGUAAAAGCUUUAUGUCAAGUUAGUCAAGAGGAAUUGAAUCUUCCACAAGCAAGAACAUUUUCACUUCAGAAAGUUGUUGAAAUUUCAUAUUAUAACAUGGGUCGUAUUCGAUUACAAUGGUCACGUAUUUGGGAACAUAUUGGUAGUCAUUUUACAACAGCUGGUCGAUCAGUUGAUGAAGACGUUGCUGAAUUUGUUGUUGAUUCUUUACGUCAAUUAUCAGUAAAAUUAAUAGAAAAAGGUGAAUUACCUAAUUUUCAUUUCCAAAAAGAAUUUCUUCGUCCUUUUGUAAAUAUACUGGAAACUGAACCAAAUGUCAGUCAUAAAGUUCAAGAUAUGAUAGUUCGUUGUAUUUAUCAAUUAGUCCAUUCACAAUAUUCGAAUAUACGUUCUGGAUGGACAAAUAUUUUUGCUGUUCUACACUUAAUAGCAUCGUCUUUAAAUGAAGCAAUAGUUGAUAUGGCAUUUGAAACUUGUCAUUUCACUGUGAAAACUGUUUUCAAAGAACAUUUACGUAUUGUCGUUGAUGCUUUUCAGCCUUUAGUAAAAGCAUUAGCUGAAUUCGCAUGUAAUCCUCGAUUUCCUGACACAGCUAUGGAAAGUAUCCGUUUAAUUCGUAUUUGUGCAUGUACAGUAGCUGACAACGAAACAGUGUUUAUUGGUCUACAAAAUCCUGAAUUUCCUAUUGUAAAUAAUAAUAACUCGAUGGAAUUACCCAAUUCUGAUUUGAAAUAUGUAUAUUUAUUACCUGAAGAUGAUCAAAUUUGGUUAAGAGGUUGGAUGCCCGUACUAUGUGAAUUAUUUCGUAUAAUAAAUGGUUGUAAAUUAGAUGUACGCACUCGUGGCCUUACUGUGUUUUUCGAUAUAUUAAAAUCACAUGGCAAUAAAUUUAAACCAUUGUGGUGGCGUGAAACAUUUGCUGUUAUCUUUCGAGUUUUUCAACAUUUCCGAAUCUCUUCAGUAUCAUCAGAAUAUAAUAAUACCAUGACAAAUGUUGAUUUGGAAACAGUCGAUCAUCAUAUUUCUUCGGUAAAAACACCUCCGUACUCGAAUGCAUGGAAUGAACAAGCUAUCACCAGUAAUCGGGGUAUUCAUCAUCAGACUCUUUCAAAUAUGGAACGUACUGAAUGGAUGAAUACAACUUGUAAUCAUACGUUAUUUUCUGUUGUGGAUAUAUUCACUCAAUUUUAUGAUGUGUUACAUGAUAUUCUUUUGGAUGAUAUUUACCAACAACUUCGAUGGUGCUGUUUACAAGAAUAUGAACAAUUAGCUCGUUCUGGAACAAGUUGUUUGGAAACCUUAAUUUUAUCUAAUGGUAAACGAUUCAAUGAUAAAAUUUGGGAAUCAACAGUAAAUUUAAUUGUUGAUCUCUUCAAAUCUACAGUACCCCAUCAAUUGCUAACAUGGCGCCCAGAACAAAUGCCAAUUGAGAUCAACGAUCAAACUAUGGCUACAUCAUUUGAAAAUACCAAUCAACAAUCUAUACCUGGCCAUGUUGCAAGAGCACAUUUAUUCGCUGAUUUACUCAAUAAAUGUGUAGUACAAUAUGAAUUAAUACAAACAGUUGAUCAUAUUUUAUUUUAUUCAGCUCACAGUAGAAAUGAAGAUAUUCACUAUUUACAUGAAGCACGUCGGUUAGCUGUUGCAUCUUAUCCAGCAUUUGAAGUUGCUUUACAAGCGGCUACAUCAUCAAACCAACCAACAUUAUUCAAUUCGCCAUCUUUUCUUACUAAAGAUAGCAAUAGUAAUAAUAAUACAGGAAGUAGAAUAUCAGUAGAUAUCAUUAAUCAUGAUUAUUCGAGUACAAACAAAACUAUAACUAAUCAUAAAGAUGAUCUACGCAUUUUAGAUUCUUCUGAAAACCUUAGUGUACUUGAAAAUGAAAAGGCUAGUACUCAAUUCUUUUUUGAAACUAAUCUAAAUAAUACGACUCAGUUAGUCGGAGCUAGUCCGUUACCGUUUGAUUCCCGAGGUAUGUAUCCUCAUUUGUCACCGCAACAACGUUUUACUUUGGCAAAGUGUCUGCUAGAUUCACAUGCAUUCGCUAAAAAAUUUAAUUCAGAUGAUGAACAACGAAAUAUUCUAUUUCAAGCAGGCUUCAAAGUUAAAGCUAAACCGAAUUUAUUAAAGCAAGAAACACAUAGUUUAUUAUGUGCUUUGCGUAUACUAUUUCGUUUAGCUGAAGAAGCAAGUGAUAUACGUGAAAAAGCUGAUGAAUUAUUGGACCAUGUAAUAUUGGAUGCUUUUCAUUAUUACCAUGGUUUAGUUAUUGAUGGACAUCGACAUGCAUGGGAUCCUUGUUUAGUAUUAAUUAUUACACAAUUAAUUCAAUUAUCACCUUCAUCAAGAUUUCAUAAACAUGCUACUUGUCUAUAUCCUGGUCUGUGUGAUUUAGUUGCAAUGGCUGGUGGUAUUUCACCACAAGUUGCUGCUUUAAUGCGUGUUUUUCUGUUACGUUGUGGAACCUUCUUCAUACCUAUAACCAGUGGUGGUGGUGGUAGUAAUAGUAAUAGUAGCAAUAGUUGUACGAAAAUGGAGAAUUCUUCAUAAACAGUGUAAAUUUACAUAUGUAUCUUUGCGUUUUGAUUAAUUACGAUAUAAUUCAUUUGAAGUAUACUGGAGUGCCAAAGAAAUAUCUAUAUGGGUGGUGGGAUAUACAUAUAUCUAUGUCUGAUCCAAUAAUUUUAUUUAUUCUAUCCAUUUCUCUUAUAUAUUUAUCUUUCACAAUUUUCCUAUUAUUUUUCAUUGUUUUCCACUAUUAAAAAUCUUAUUAUAGAAAAGCUUAAGAAUAUAUCAUCAUAAUCAUUAUUUUGUUUACUUGUUUGUGCACGUAUAUGUGUUGUUCUUUCUUCUUCUUUUUCAAAUGAAGUUCUCUUUAGAUUUACAUUCCAUAAGAUUUGUGAUAAACGUCGAUUAGUAUCCCUUGUCUUCAUCUUCUCCUUUUUUUUUAUAAAGAAAAACUAAUUAUUUUAUUCGAAAUUAUCCAUGAAUUCCACUACCCUUAACACGUAUCAUUAAUUCUAUUUUAUUUGUCAAUUUUGUCGGGGAAAAAAAUAUAAGAAAAAACACAAUUAUUAUAGUCUACAUCAAUAUGAAUUUAUUCAAUAAUCCAGUGCCUUUUUGAUAAAAUUAAAGUUUUGUGACUGAACGACUUACAAUGAUGAUGAUGAUUUGGUGUAUUGUUUUUGUGAUGCUUAUCGUUCAAAUUAAAACAAAUCACUUAUUAUAUUGUGCUUUAUUUUUUGUUUGUUUGUUUGUUUAUUAAGAAAAAAAAACAAAAGAUAAACAAUUAGUGAAUAAUUGUUUCACUGUUUUGUUGAUAUUUAAUGGCAUAACUACUUAUUGUCUAAAUGAACAAAUGAAAAUACUUUACCCUAUUAUUAUACAUCUUUUAUUCUUUUCAUUGCAUAUCAUUAUUAUAUGUUGUUCAUUGUUAUUUUCUCCAUUAUUGAUCAUAAUUAUCAUCAUUGUAUGUAAGUAAAUGAAGAAUAAUGAUAAAUAUUCUAUUACAUAACUACUGUAGUUGUUCACGUGUUAAAUUUUCUCUUGUAAUUUAAUUAAUUUGUUUCCCUUGUCAAUGGCUGUGCGAUUUCACUAAGAAAUAUUCAUCUUUACACUGAUUUUCGUCCUUUUUUUUGCGUGCAUUCCCCUCAUUUAUUCACUAACUGGGUUUUGUCUCUCUCAUCAUGUUGUGUUUUCUUUUUUUUUUAUGUGAAUAUUGUAUUAUAUUCUUUUCGGAUAACAAUUUCUAAUCUAGAUUUAGACAACGUAGAACAUUCUUUUCUGGUUCCCUAUCCAUCACUAGUACAAUUAUAUAAUUGUCAUCAGUUCCUUGUAUUCAUGACAGUGAUUAGUGGUUAGCUGAUUACUUAACUGUUGUUAUUGUUAUCGUUUGUAUUGUCACCAAUUUUCUUGUAUUAUUUUCAAAUUUACUGAAACAUGUAACCCUGUUUAUUUAUUUAUUUGUUUUCUCUCAAAUGUUUCUUUGUUUAUUCUCCGGAGAUUUGCUGUGUGAAUAAUUUUGUUCUGUUUGUGUAUUCAUUGUAGGCUAUUCGUUAUUUUAUCGUUUUAGAGCAAUAAAAAGUUACCUAUGAUUAUUGUUAUCAUGAUUAUUACUAUUGUUCUUACCAUAGUGAUGACUGUUCUUUUGAAUAUUAUCUUUUUAAAAUAAUAACAAUAAUCGUCCAGUGUAAACAAAAAGUUCAUUUAUAAAAUUAAAUAAUUUUUCUUAUUAUUA
Schistosoma margrebowiei is the source of this 8211-nucleotide messenger RNA. Lineage: Eukaryota; Metazoa; Platyhelminthes; Trematoda; Strigeidida; Schistosomatidae. The record is from the annotation of a GenBank genome assembly.